This is a messenger RNA of Schistocerca piceifrons (Central American locust), 663 nucleotides long. RefSeq lists its product as uncharacterized. The transcript has 4 exons. Bases 1 to 663 code for a protein of 220 amino acids. The record is from RefSeq and is a predicted model, not a curated record. NCBI's taxonomy places the organism in Eukaryota, Metazoa, Arthropoda, Insecta, Orthoptera, Acrididae.
AUGGUCGCAAGAGCAUCAGGCAGAAUAUUUGAGAGACUUAUCCUAAAUCAGCGACUUCGCAGCUGCAGUCGUCGGCACAGCAGUAUCGACGGAGCCAGCACGCUAGUAGACGUGGCGUACUACCCGCGCUACGUGGAAGUGGUGCGCGACCCCAAAGACUUCGAUCUUCUCUACAGUUCCACCUCAGGACCCAUCAACGAGACGUGGAGAUUCUACUCUGAAGCCAUCCUGACGUCCAUCAUCAUUCCGUCACAAAUCACCUUCUGCAGCUCAGAUCCAGGAACGGAUGGAACAUACGAUGAAGAGGUUGACCUGCUCGUGUACGAGAAGAAAAUCGGGAGGGUUUCAUCCGAGGACGAGACGUACUUGGUAGCGACCGGCUCCUUCAACGGCACCGUCAGCUUCGGCCAGGAGCUGGAUAUCCCGCUGUGGAACGCCACGCUCAAUAGCGCGCCCCCGGUCCAGCACUACUUCUACUCGACCGGUGGCUACGAGUACACGGUCAACAUCGUCUUCAAGAAGGACGGUAUCUACCCGUGGUACACAGCGAGAAACCUGUCCGACUACUCCGUCAUCGAUUCCAGGAUCGAUGGAUCUGGAAUAGCUAUUGGACUGACGUACACUCUUAGCUAUGAGGCCACGUCUACCCGUCGCGGUAGUUAG